Messenger RNA from Ruditapes philippinarum (Manila clam), 1343 nucleotides. RefSeq names its product leucine-rich repeat-containing protein 74A-like. The coding region runs from base 392 to 1270 and encodes 292 amino acids. The transcript is spliced from 5 exons. Gene Ontology annotation, molecular function: protein binding. The record is from RefSeq and is a predicted model, not a curated record. Lineage: Eukaryota; Metazoa; Mollusca; Bivalvia; Venerida; Veneridae.
UUGUCAGGAAUCUUCCAAGUGGCUUUCUUUUUUCAUAGAAACAAUCAUCAUUUUUUUCAUUUCUAUUGUGUAGCUUGUUUCAUUUUACUAGUGGUUUGGUGGUAAACAUUUCAAAAAGACUGGAACUAAAUGAACAUUAUUAAUUCAAUUUAAAUUAAUUUCCUAUGCCAUUAAUGCAAGAUGAUAUAGUGUUUGAGGAAUUAUUUAUAGUUCUGUAUCAGUUAUAUAUAUUUAUUUGGACAGAUUAUUUAAAGAUUAAAACAAUGAUGUAUUGAAUAAAUAUGAAAAGAUAAUUGAUUAUGAAUGUAUGUGGAGAUGUGACAUAAUGAGUAAUGCAUAUACAUUUAAACUGUUAUUUAAAUGAUCUAAAUUAUAAAAAAAAGUUAACACAAUGAAAAAUAAUAAAGAAAUGCAGAACCAAAUUAUAGCUCGUCUAAGAUUGUUAUCAGCUGAACGUCAGCGGGAAGCACUUCCAGAGAAGAAUUUACAGAUAGAGAAAUGGGUUCACAGGGUGAAUCAACAUUCUAACCAGUGGCAACCGUCAUCUCCAGUCUUCCCGAGAUUAAAUGAUUCCCAGUCACGUAAAUUAGCACCACUUGAACGUCAGGACAGCGGACUUGAGUCGGCUAGCGUUAGUGGUAUGAGCGCCCCAGCAAAAACACCUAUUCUGUCAGAACGACGUCCGUUACAGUUGACACCGGUACCAUCAAGAUCCAGAUCUUACUCCAGACUUGAACUCCCUGUUUCCGUCCGAGUGUACCGGAAGUCGUGCCGUCGACUCAAAAUCCUACCUGUUCGACGAGUCGUUGGACAGUUUGGCAGACAGCGAAUAAUACUGCACGAUCUGUGCAUGUCGACAUCAGAUGUUCGGGCAACUUGUAAAGGUUUAAUGCACGAGACGUCUGCUACAUACCUUGAUAUUUCCGGUAACUCCCUGUGUGCUGUCGGCUGCGGCUACGUUUUACAAAUGUUAUCUAGGAAUCAAAGUUUCAAAGAGUUGCGCCUUGCGGAAAAUUGCCUUACAGGACCGGGAAUAUGGUCGGUAUUUAAAUAUUUUCAGACGUUUCGAGUGAUUACAGUGUUAGAUAUAUCAGGAAACAGACUUACUGAUCGAGACGGGAUAGUUGUAUCAUAUAUUGUCAAGACAAGCCCACAGCUUCGAGUUUUACACGUACAUCACAACGAGUUCAGAGAACUAGCUGGAAAAGCCAUGGGGAGUGUUAUAGGCAAGUUUCAUGGCUAUAUUUUAUUUGUAUUUCAUAUGACUUAACCUACUGGAACCGAAAUUGAUAAGCCUUUGUCACAGUACAGAAUCAGGCUAGCCUGCACAACCGUGUAAUCUG